Messenger RNA from Oncorhynchus tshawytscha (Chinook salmon), 1882 nucleotides. Its product is annotated as cytokine receptor common subunit gamma. Gene Ontology annotation, molecular function: protein binding. The coding region runs from base 63 to 1283 and encodes 406 amino acids. The transcript is spliced from 10 exons. The record is from RefSeq and is a predicted model, not a curated record. NCBI's taxonomy places the organism in Eukaryota, Metazoa, Chordata, Actinopteri, Salmoniformes, Salmonidae.
GGAACUUUGGCUUUCCUGGAUAUAGCCACUAUAUUGUGAUCACUGCAUCCAAUGGGUUUGCAAUGGGGCUAUAUCUGGUGGUCCCCUGGGUCUGUGCUGUGGUGCUGCAUUCCCUUGGGAGAGCAGAGAAAGUAACUCAAAUGACUGAAACAAGUUUCUCUGAGAGCACAGAAGGGUUGACUGCGAGGACAGUUACUACAACGCUGGAUGUGACCCGAAGCCCUGCUAGACACACACACCAGAGCCUAGAACCUGACCAGAAGCAAGAACUGCCUCCCUUAUACCCCUGUCAGGAUGACGAGACGGAGUACAGUGAAAGAGUGUACCAGAGGGAUUCUCAUGGUGUUAUGCAGCUGGUUCAGAGCGACGACGAUGAAGACAGCGAGGACUAUGAAGACACUGACAUUGACACCAGCAUUCACCCCUGCAACCUAUCACCCAGUGGACUGGCCCGCUGUCUUAUCUACCCAACCAAUCAACUCCACUGCUCCUGGAAAUUCCAUGGUCUCCUUAAUGACAGCCAAUCCUCUGCCUCUGUCUCUGUGUGUAGGAACAAUGAGAGUAUCUCCAGUGUGGACUGUGUCUCUGAGGUCAUGGGAGGCCAGGGAUGGCCUGGCGGUGUGGUUCGAGGCGUGUCUGCUGGCUGCCAGGGGAGUGUGGGUGACGGCGUCACCUCUUUGAGUCUCACUUUCAAAGUGUCACGCCCCGGCGUGUGCUGCAUCUACACCAAUAAAAUGGACACCAUAGAUAUUGAAGUACUGCGCUCGCCCCCCAACAUCACUGCCUGGGUCAGAGAGGAGGGUCUGCUGGUGCAGUGGGAUCUUCCGUCCAACACCGCACCCAGAUGCUUCCACUACCAGCUCCACAUCAAUGACCUGGUGAGGAGCUUCACAGAGGGACUGACAUUCACUGAGACCAACCUGGACCACACACAACGGUACGACGUGAAGAUGAGGGUGAGGAAGAAUAGUAACUGCAGAGGAUCUGAACACUGGAGCAGCUGGAGCAACACCAUCCAUGUGGCCCCGUCUGAAUCAUACAAUCAGCUGAACAAUCCGGCGGUUGUUGGCAUCACUCUGGGGAUACCCAUGAUCCUCCUGGCUCUGCUGCUGCUGAUCAGACUCCAGAGGGACCGUCUGUUUCCCCCCAUCCCUGGCCCCCCACUGAAGAUUAAACACCUCUUGGAGAGAGACGACCUACUUCAGGCCCUGCCGUCCAAAUGUGUUGAGGAGAUCACAGUGGUGGAGGAAGCUGAGGAAACACCUGUCAAUAUGGCCAGUUAAACAAGAUGGCCUGUUUUUAAAGUAGCCUCGUAAAUACCAGCGUGAAGCUUGCGGGAUCAGACGGCUUUGCUAGGCUGUUUUAAAGCCCCGUCAACAUUAGCCCCUAGGCCGAUCUGUAAGAAGGAUCCCUUUAGCCUAUCAGAGGUCAAGAUGCAGUCAUUAUCAUUUGUUAAUACCUAUACAGUCCUUUCCGAUCUACAAGUAGGACAAGGAGUGUGUAGGGCAAGUGUGACCUUCCUGGUCCCAUCCCUCAAGUCUGUGAGUCAACACAGGAAGGAGUAAUGGAUGGAUAGUUCUUUUAUUUCCAAAGCUGCGAUCAUGGGACACACACAGUAUGGAUGAAUGAUGAGUAGUAGACAGGAUAUAACAGUACUCCCACAGCAAUUCUCCAUAUAUCUGCUGUAUAAUAUAAUGUGAAUAAUGAAUGAUGAGUAGUAGACAGGAUAUAACAGAUAUAAUCCUGACUAGUCUCCCAGUCCCUGCCGCUGAAAAACAUCCCCACAGCAUGAUGCCUCCACCAUGCUAGGUUUAACAAAGUGACAAGGUGAAAAAUCUAUGAAUCUGCCCUUGAGCAAGGCACUUAACCCUAAUGGCUCCAG